Entamoeba invadens IP1 is the source of this 1497-nucleotide messenger RNA. RefSeq lists its product as hypothetical. NCBI's taxonomy places the organism in Eukaryota, Evosea, Mastigamoebida, Endamoebidae. Bases 1 to 1497 code for a protein of 498 amino acids. The record is from RefSeq and is a predicted model, not a curated record. The transcript is spliced from 5 exons.
AUGAGCAAACUAGACGGUUACCACAUGAUGGUCGUUUCACAAUAUUUUCCAAAAUUUGUCAACUUUGUUACACUCUCUUUAGUCUGUAAAAAGUUUAACAAAAUUAUGGACAAUUUUCAUUACAAUCCAAUACCGUUAACUAAAAACACUUUAAAUUACUUUCCCAAUAUAGAAACUUUUCAUGUUUAUACGAAAAAUAGUGAAAUUUUUGGUAAAGAGUUUUUCGAUAAAAAAUGUGUUGUGAACAACAGUGAAGUAAUUUCAAAUACAGUUUUUUUCAAAGUGGUUAUUUGGUAUGAAGUGGACUUUAUUACAUUUGCAAACAACAAAAAUAGCAACUUUGUGUUUAAAAACAUUACUUUUACAAAAAAUGACACUUUGAAAUUCAAAGAACAACUUUCACAAAUUUUCUGUGACACUUGCAAUUCUUUUAUAACUUCACUGGCUCCAAAAUGUUUUGAAAAUAUAAGUUAUAUAUCUACACUCCACCUUCCAUUGACAAUUUCUUCUUUGGGUGCUCGUGCAUUUUCAUCAUGUAAAAAUUUGAAAUCGAUUGAAAUUCCAACAAGAGUGAAAACAAUUGGAUUUGCGUGUUUUGAAAAUUGUGAAUUUCUCACAAAAUUUUCUUUUACUCACAGAAAAUAUAUAAAAAAUUCAACAGAACAAAUUUUGGUAACUCAAUUUGAAGAUCAUUUAUUUGAAGGAUGUACUUCUCUCAAAGAAGUUGAAAUUCCUGACAAUGUGACAUCUCUUGGUAACGGAUGUUUUAAAAAUUGUGCUACAUUAACUAAAAUAAUUCUUCCAUCUACUUUAAACGAAAUUAAAACUCAAUGCUUUAGUAUGUGCACAUCACUUCAAAUUAUCAAUAUUCAAAAAUCAGUUAAUAAACUAUGGAAUAAUGCAUUCGAGAUGUGUUUGUCACUCAAAGAAAUUGAAAUUGGGUGUGAUGUCAAUGUAUUACCUUUUGUGGUUAAUUUAAAUGAAGGACUUGUACAUAUUUGUGGGUAUUGUUUCAAUGGUUGCAAUAAUUUGAAAAGAGUUGAGAUUCCAAAUAGUGUGGAAAUAAUAGAUGAAAAUGCGUUUCCAGAUCAUUGUAAAUUAAAAAUAUAUUUUCUAAUAUAUUACAACAAUUUUGUAAAUAUACAUUGUAAAAUUUUCCAUGAUAAACGUUUUCUCAAUCAAAUUGUGUUAAUUAUUCUAAGUUUUAAACUAAAAAUGGAUAAUACUUCAGAAAACAGUAUUUUAUUUUUAUUAUUAAUAUAUAUUUGGGAGUCAAUUUUGACAGCCCGAAAUAGAACAAAAUUGGAAAAAAAUAUAAUUAGCGCAGUUCCGAUUAGGACAUUUUCCCCGAUUUUGGUUUUAAAAGCUUUAAAACAAUUAAUACAGUCGAUACUUUAUCGGAUUGGACUUCUAUCGGAUUGGUAUUCUAUCGGAUUUGGUUUUAUAUCCAAUCAAAACUUGUUCCAAUCCGAUUUUAUAAAUAUAAAACCCGUAUAA